Messenger RNA from Enhydra lutris kenyoni (northern sea otter), 3700 nucleotides. Its product is annotated as endoplasmic reticulum aminopeptidase 2. Gene Ontology annotation, biological process: proteolysis; peptide catabolic process. Bases 202 to 3060 code for a protein of 952 amino acids. Gene Ontology annotation, molecular function: zinc ion binding; peptide binding; metalloaminopeptidase activity. The record is from RefSeq and is a predicted model, not a curated record. The transcript has 19 exons. Lineage: Eukaryota; Metazoa; Chordata; Mammalia; Carnivora; Mustelidae. Gene Ontology annotation, cellular component: cytoplasm.
CAGAAAGUGAAAUCAAAAGUAAAUUCCCCUUCAUUCAAAUCUGCACCAGCGUGGAUUAAGGUCAAAUCCGUUUAUUGAAACGUAUCGUUCAGAUCCUGUGUGACAUAACUGGAGCGAGUACAGUGCUACAGACAAUUUAGAGACUUAGUCUGGAUAUUAAUUUGUCUUCUAGAGAAUAGAUUUAGUAUCAAUUCUUCUGCAAUGGCCAAUCUGUGCAGAAAACUGAUAUUUAAUAUUUACAUGGGAUUUUACUGCUCAGCCAUUAUGGCCAAAAUAUGCAUUUGUUCUCAAUUUUCAACGUCAUCUAUUGAUCCAUUCAAUAAGGACCCUGGGGCUUUCCCCGUAGCCACCAAUGGAGAACCAUUUCCUUGGAACGAGCUAAGGCUCCCCAGGGUGGUCAUUCCUCUCCACUAUGACCUUUUGGUCCAUCCAAAUCUUACCUCCCUGGACUUUGUUGGUUCUGAGAAGAUUGAAGUCUCAGUCAGAGAUGCCACACAAUUCAUCAUCUUGCACAGCAAAGACCUUGAAAUCAUGAAUGUCAUCCUUCAGUCAGAGGAAGAUUUGAGAUACAGGAAACCAGGAAAAAGGCUGAAUGUUUUGAGUUAUCCUGCUCAUCAACAAAUUGCACUGUUGGUUCCAGAGGCACUAAUGGCUGAUUUGAGAUACUCUGUGGCUAUCGACUUCCAGGCCAACUUAGCCAAUGGUUUUCAAGGGUUUUAUAAAAGCACAUACAGAACUCAUGGUGGUAAAACAAGAAUAAUUGCAGUAACCGAUUUUGAGCCAACUGAAGCCCGGAUGGCUUUCCCUUGCUUUGAUGAACCAUCAUUUAAAGCCAACUUUUCCAUCAAGAUAAGAAGAGAAAGUGGACAUGUUGCACUCUCCAACAUGCCAAAGGUGAAGACAAUUGAACUUGAAGAAGGCCUCUUAGAAGAUCACUUUGAAACUACUGUAAAAAUGAGUACAUACCUUGUAGCCUACAUAGUUUGUGAUUUCAACUCUGUGAGUGGCACCACCUCCUCAGGGGUCAAGGUGUCCGUCUAUGCAUCCCCAGAAAAAUGGAGUCAAACCCAUUAUGCUUUGGAAGCAUCAUUAAAGCUACUUGAUUUUUAUGAAAACUACUUUGAUAUCAAUUAUCCACUCCCCAAACUGGAUCUAAUUGCCAUUCCUGACUUUGAGUCUGGAGCCAUGGAAAAUUGGGGCCUCAUCACAUAUAAAGAGACGUCACUGCUCUUUGAUACUAACACUUCUUCUGCUUCUGAUCAACUAUGGGUCACCAAAGUCAUAGCCCAUGAACUAGCCCACCAGUGGUUUGGCAACCUGGUUACAAUGGAAUGGUGGAAUGAUAUUUGGCUCAAUGAAGGUUUUGCAACAUACAUGGAACUCGUCUCUGUUAAUGCCACAUAUCCAGAGCUACAAUCUGAUGAUGCUUUUUCAGACGUGUGUUUUACAGUAAUUAAAAAAGAUUCAUUAAAUUCAUCCCGUCCUAUCUCCAAUCAAGCUGAAACUCCUACGCAGAUAGCAGAAAUGUUUGACUCCGUUUCCUAUAACAAGGGAGCUUGUAUUUUGAAUAUGCUCAAGGAUUUUCUGAAUGAGGAGAAAUUCCGCAAAGGAAUUAUUCACUACUUAAAGACAUUUAGUUAUGGAAAUGCUAAAAAUGAUGAUUUGUGGAACAGUCUGUCAAAUAAUUGUCUAGGUGAUUUUACAUCUGGUGAAUUUUGUUAUUCCGAUUCCAAGAUGACAAGCAAUACACUCGCCUUCCGAGAGGAAAGCGCGGAGCUCAAGGAGAUGAUGGCGACCUGGACUCUGCAGAAAGGAAUUCCCCUGGUGGUGAUCACACGAGAAGGGCAUUCCCUCAGGCUGCAGCAGGAGCGCUUCCUGAGCGGGGUUUCCAAAGAGGACCCUGAAUGGAGGGCCCUGCAGGAAAGGUACCUGUGGCAUAUUCCAUUGACCUACACCACAAGUUCCUCGAAUGUGAUCCAUAGACACGUUCUAAAAUCAAGGACAGAUACUCUGGAAUUAUCUGAAAAGACCAGCUGGGUGAAAUUCAACGUGGACUCAAAUGGCUACUACAUUGCUCACUAUGAGGGUCACGGAUGGGACCAACUUAUCACACAGCUGAAUCAGAACCACACACUUCUCAGACCUAAGGACAGAGUAGGUCUGAUUCAUGAUGCAUUUCAGCUAGUAAGUGCAGGAAGGUUGACCCUAGACAAAGCCCUUGACCUGACUCGCUAUCUCCAACAUGAAGCAAGCAUUCCUGCACUUCUCAAAGGUCUGGAAUACUUAGAGCUGUUUUACCACAUGAUGGAGAGAAGGAAUGUUUCAGAUGUCACAGAAAACCUCAAGCAUUACAUUCUCCGGUAUUUUAAGCCAGUGAUUGACAGGCAAAGCUGGAGUGACAAGGGCUCUGUCUGGGACAGGAUGCUUCGAUCGACCAUCCUAAAACUGGCCUGUUACCUGAACCAUGCUCCUUGCAUCCAGAAGGCAACUGAACUCUUCUCUCAGUGGAUGGAAUCCAGUGGAAAAUUAAACAUUCCAUCGGAUGUUUUAGAGGUCGUGUAUUCUGUGGGUGCUCACACAACAAUAGGUUGGAAUUACCUUUUGGAGCAAUAUGGACUGUCCAUGUCAGGUGCUGAAAAAAAGAAAAUUCUGUAUGCAUUGUCAACCAGCCAACAUCAGGAAAAGUUAAAGAAAUUAAUUGAACUAGGAAUGGAAGGAGAAGUCAUCAAGACACAGGAAUUGUCCACUCUUCUUUAUGUGAUCGCCAGAAAUCCAAAGGGGCAGCAAUUAGCCUGGAAUUUUUUAAGAGAAAAUUGGACCCAUCUCCUAAAAAAGUUUGACUUGGGCUCAUUUGCUAUGAGAAUGAUCAUCUUUGGCCCAACAUCUCACUUCUCUUCCAAGGAUGAGCUGCAAGAGGUGAAACUGUUCUUUGAAUCUCUUAAGGCACAAGGGUUACAUCUGGAUAUUUUUCAAAUGAUUUUGGAAGCCAUAGCCAAAAAUAUUAAGUGGCUAGAGAGGAAUCUUCCCACUCUGAGGACUUGGCUACUGGUUAGUUCUUAAAUGGUCAGUAGAAAGAGCACAUCACAUGUGGGCUUGAAGUCAAUAAAGCCCAUGUCAAAGUCCUGGGUAUUUUGUCUAAACCAGUAAGAAGCCCCAAGAAACCAGCCACCGCAGCUGCCGGCUCUCAGCGGUUGUCUCUGACAGAUGUAUGAUGUUGAGGUGGGGGAAGUCCAGUUCAGUAGCUUACUUAAAUGUAAACUUCCUGAAUACUGGAGAUAUGCGGAGAUGUGAUGUAGAUAUACAGAUAGAUAGCUGCGAUAGAUUAGCCACACCGCCCACUACCUACACUGCCUUACAGCAUGCUACUUUUUUGCUUUUUUGGUGUUUUUUCUAGCCUUGCUUAGCAUCCUGUACUUUGCCCAGCCAGUUUUACCUUCAAGGAAGCAUAGCCAAUUCUUUUUUUAAAAAAUCUUUCAUUCACAUCCUUUCAUUUCCUCCCCUUUUUCCUCCUUCAUCUCAGCCUGAAUAGUUUAUUUAAUUUUUACCAUUCCUGGAAAAUUUGAAUCCAAUUAUGAAGUAUAAGGAUCAGGAAACCAGAGAAUUUGUCACCAAAUCUCUGAUUAUUAGAAACUAGGUGUCAGGGUUUACCCACAAAGCCAGGAGGGCUGCUUCGCUUGAGCCUCACUUUCUUUUUCUUUCU